Molecule: messenger RNA, 2607 nt
Organism: Seminavis robusta
Lineage: Eukaryota; Bacillariophyta; Bacillariophyceae; Naviculales; Naviculaceae
Source: the annotation of a GenBank genome assembly
AUGGCGACCAAGAUGACGAAAGAAGGCCACUUUCAAGUUGACAUUGACAUUCCUCCAACCAUUGAGUCCUGCGGUGGAUCGCUUCACUCUGAGGAUGACUCUGAGCCGUUCGUUGACAACACUGAGGGUAACUUGUUCAGCGAUGACUCUGAGAAGAUAGCUAACGAAAACGAAAACAACGGUCCCAUCUCCAAGCGUGACAAAGCCUUUGAAGGCAAAUGGAAGGGACUCGUCUCAUUCAUGCUCUUUGCCAACGCGCUCAUCAUCACUGGAUCUACCUAUGCGUUCCUCAAUGCCAACGAACAGCAAGACUUUGUCGCCAGUUUUGAAAGACACGCUGGAGCCAUUGUGGACAAGUGUCAUUACCACGCUAGCUCCGUGGCAGUCACAUUUGAGAGUGUCAGUGACUCCAUCACAUCCUACGUCCAUGAUUCAGGAUCACAGUGGCCCUUUGUCACGGUCAGUGACUUUGAAGUGCAUUCCAUACAUACGCGGGAAGCGUCCUUUUCCGAGUUGGUUGGCUUUGUACCGCUCAUACCCAAUGCAAGGCGCAUGAAACAAUGGGAGACCUAUGCAGCAGAACACGUCGACCAGUGGUUGACGGAAUCGAGAUUGACACAGGUCAAAGUCAACCCGGGGCCUCGUCCGGCAGUGGACAAGGACUCGCGAGAAAGUGGAGACAACGGCAAUCGCACUGCAGUACCCGAAGCUGCCACUGCCACUGCCAGCAAUGAAACAACCCGAAUGCUCCAGCAAAACCAAACUGAUCAAACCCCACAGACUGCCACUGGACCUUUUGCGCCGAUCUGGCAGCUUUCACCACCGCCAACCAGCAAGGAAAUGAUUGGAUUUGAUCUAUUGACGCACGACAUUCUAGAGAGACUCUUGUUUGCCAUGUGGGAGACUCAGAACAUGGUCCUGUCGCCCGUCAUGGAUGUGUCCUUUCUGACAGAAUGGACACCGAGGAAUAGCCAACAACGAGACUUGAACGCAACGUCACCGCGAUCCGUGGUCUUUCAACCAAUCUACGAAGAACACAACUUUCACGAUGAGAAUUCAAACAUGGAGGCCCCUCGCCUCCAAGGUCUUUACUUUGGUGUCCUCGCUUGGGAAUCGUACUUGGAAGGACUCGUCCCAGAGGGCGUCAAGGGGAUCUAUUGCGUCGUUCGCAACGAUUGUGGGCAGGACUAUACAUUUGUAAUCAACGGAAAAGACGCAGUGUUCAUCGGAGAGGGAGACCAUCAUGAUCCUCGAUACGAUGCAAAUGAGGUCUCCACACAAUUCUCAGAGUUAGAAUAUCAGGACCAAUCCUCCUCGACCGAACAACCCAUUGACGACAACUUUCAUUGCAGCUACUCGCUCUCCAUCUACCCUUCCAUUGAACUACAAGAGAAUCAGCAGAGCUCCACGCCAUUCUUCUUUACCAUGAUUGUGGGGCUCAUCUUUGUUGUCACCUUCUUCUUCUUUCUGGGCUACUUGAAGCUUGCCGAACACCGUACCAAAAAGGUCGAAAAAGUAGCCAAAGCCAGUGACAAGAUCAUCUCGUCUUUAUUCCCACAGAAUGUCAAGAACGUUCUCAUGAACGAUGCGCAACAGGACGAGGCACAAACCAGAAGCAUGAACACGACAAGCCAUGGAGGGGGUGGUCUAUCGUCGCAGGUCCAAGAGUUCUUGUCCAACGAUGAAGAAUCGGCAUUUAUGAGUGGUUCCAUGGGCACAAGCUCCAUGGCAGCUUCUUCAUCUCGCAUGCCAAAUCCCUACCAGCAAUACAAGACCAAGCCCAUUGCAAACCUCUUCGAAGAAACCACCAUUUUCUUUGCUGACAUUUCAGGUUUCACUGCCUGGAGCGCUACUCGCAGUCCUACAGAAGUGUUUGAAUUGCUUGAAUCGAUCUACGGAUGCUUUGAUAAACUUGCGAAGAAAAGGCAUGUGUACAAAGUCGAAACGAUUGGUGACUGCUACGUAGCCGUGACUGGCCUUCCCAAACCCAACAAACGACACGCUUUGGAGAUGACUCGCUUUGCUCAGGACUGCCUCAAUCACAUCUCCAAAGUCACGAAAUCUCUGGAGGAGUCACUUGGAAAAGAUACAUCUGAUCUCACAAUGCGGAUUGGGCUGCACAGUGGACCCGUGACUGCUGGUGUAUUGAGGGGGGAGCGCUCUCGUUUUCAGCUCUUUGGCGAUACAGUAAACACUGCAGCCCGCAUGGAAUCAAAUGGCAAGCCCAACUGUAUUCAUGUUUCCGAAGCCACAGCCGAACUGCUGCGCACUCAUGGUCGAGGCGCUUGGCUGCGAAAAAGAGAAGAUUUGGUUGAAGCCAAAGGCAAAGGACUGAUGCAGACUUACUUUGUCGUUGCGAGGGCAGGUGCUGCAUCUGGCACUGGUACUGACAUUAGUUCCCAGAGCGGCGAAACGUAUCCAUCUAGAGACAUGAAUGCCACGUUUCAUUCCGGGGAAAGUGUCGAACGCGACAGAAUCGAGCCUCCUUCAUUGCUUCACACAACCGUGACGAAGGAGGUUAAAUCGUCACCGAUUGAGAGUUUUGGUGACGAAAUCGAAGACGACAGCACCACGGACGAAGUUAGCUUUGGGGCGGGGAGCCAAUAG